Molecule: messenger RNA, 2356 nt
Organism: Macrosteles quadrilineatus (aster leafhopper)
Lineage: Eukaryota; Metazoa; Arthropoda; Insecta; Hemiptera; Cicadellidae
Gene: Gat
Product: sodium- and chloride-dependent GABA transporter 1
Exons: 13
Coding region: 157-2001 (614 amino acids)
Biological process (GO): sodium ion transmembrane transport
Cellular component (GO): membrane
Source: RefSeq, a predicted model, not a curated record
GCCGGAGUAGAAGACUCGCGCUGUCAGUGUUCGUGUGUCCUCUGGCUAGAGUGUAGGAUACCACCAUAGACCACCAUAGCAUCCUCUACCAUGGACCACCACACCACUUGACAUGGAUAUCUAGUUAACUGCUCUGUUGACGACUUCAGUGUGGAAAUGGAAACUAGGGAGAACCCGUUAGCAAACGACCACCUUCUGGGGUUGGAGUUGAACCAGUGUGGGAUGGGGAAGCCAUCCAACACGGCGGCGAAGAAGGAAGACAGCCUUCCUGAGCGAGGAAGCUGGACGAACAAGCUGGACUUUAUCCUGUCUGUGGUCGGGUUGGCCAUUGGGUUGGGAAAUGUGUGGCGAUUCCCUUACCUCUGUUACAAAAAUGGCGGUGGAGCCUUUCUCAUACCUUACUUCCUCACCCUGCUACUGGCGGGCAUCCCCAUGUUCUUCCUAGAACUCGCCCUUGGACAGAUGCUGACGAUAGGAGGGUUGGGAGUGUUCCGCAUCGCACCCAUAUUCAAAGGAAUUGGUUAUGCUGCUGCCGUCAUGUCUUGCUGGAUGAACAUUUAUUACAUUGUUAUCCUAGCGUGGGCUAUUUUCUAUUUCUUCAUGUCCCUCAGAUACGACGUACCCUGGAGAACUUGCAACAACUAUUGGAACACGAAAUACUGCGUGAACGCAUACGAGAGGGACGCUUUGACGUGUUGGAAAGUGAACUACAACAACACUGCUUACCAAACCCUCUGCGCUAUCGGCAACCAGAACGUCACUACCAAGGAGCUUACAGACCCCGUCAAGGAGUUCUGGGAACGUCGAGUGUUGCAAAUAUCCGAGGGUGUGCAACAUGUUGGCAACAUCAGGUGGGAGUUGGCGGGAACAUUGUUGCUGGUCUGGGUAAUGUGCUAUUUCUGUAUCUGGAAGGGAGUCAAAUGGACCGGCAAGGUUGUAUACUUCACCGCUCUCUUCCCAUACUUUCUGUUGACGGUUCUGCUGGUUAGAGGAAUCACUUUGCCAGGAGCUUGGGACGGGAUCUACUUCUACAUAAACCCCAAUCUGUCCAAGCUUGGCGAGUCUGAGGUCUGGAUUGAUGCUGUCACACAAAUUUUCUUCUCCUACGGACUCGGUCUGGGAACAUUAGUAGCUCUUGGAAGCUACAAUAAGUUCACCAACAAUGUUUACAAAGAUGCUCUAAUCGUCUGCUGCAUCAACUCAGGCACAAGCAUGUUCGCAGGGUUCGUAAUCUUCUCUGUGGUGGGAUUCAUGGCUCACGAACAACAGAAGCCCGUAGGCGAAGUCGCUGCUUCAGGUCCUGGAUUAGCGUUCCUCGCCUAUCCUUCGGCUGUACUGCAGCUCCCUGGUGCGCCUAUUUGGUCCUGCCUGUUCUUUAUAAUGAUCCUAUUCAUAGGAUUGGACAGUCAGUUCUGCACAAUGGAAGGAUUCAUCACAGCAAUGGUUGACGAAUGGCCACAGCUUCUCAGAAGGAGGAAGGAGAUCUUCAUUGGUAUUGUCUGUCUGUUGUCCUAUCUAGUCGGCUUUUCUUGUAUAUCCCAGGGCGGAAUGUACGUUUUCCAAAUCCUCGACUCGUAUGCAGUCAGUGGGUUCUCCUUGCUCUUCCUCAUCUUCUUUGAGUGCAUUGCCGUCUCCUGGGCGUUUGGCGUCAACCGUUUCUACGAUGGCAUCAAGGAAAUGAUUGGCUACUACCCCGUUGGAGUCUGGAAAUUCUGCUGGACUUUUACAACCCCGGUCAUUUGCAUUGGCGUGUUUAUUUUCAACCUGAUACAGUGGACCCCUAUAAAGUACCUGGACUACGAGUACCCAUGGUGGAGUCAUGUCCUGGGAUGGUGUACAGCUUUGUCCUCCAUGUUGUGCAUUCCGGGGUACAUGAUCUACAUUUGGACAAAGACCCCCGGCGACUUCAACACGAAAAUGCGGCUGCUAGUACGGAUAGAGGACGAUGUGCCGGCGCUGCGACGCAGAAUGACCAACUCUGCGGAUCUGACCUCUCUGUAAUCACAUUAGAGACAACCGGGAGAUGCUACGAGCAACACCAGAGCCCCCAGUACAAGUCUACAGUGUCUGUGUAAUGUGUUGUGUGCCGUUGGACGAUAUGAGCCGAUCUUAGUAUAUUAGAGCGCAAAAUGAACUGAUUUCAUCACCCACCCUGUAUUAUACACCGACUUGACUAGCAGUAAGGACACGUACAACAUGUAUCAGAUAGGAGACUCAUCUCACCGUCAAGACAGGAUCAACCCGGUUUUCGUUACGUUCAUCUCAGAGCUUACUUAAACUUUUAUAGACGAAUUCCGAUCCGAAUAUGUUGUAUAUUGAGCUGUACACAAUAAAGAGAAUUUAUGAUGUGGUAAUA